This is a messenger RNA of Rana temporaria (common frog), 2386 nucleotides long. Its product is annotated as aspartate aminotransferase, cytoplasmic-like. Gene Ontology annotation, biological process: L-aspartate biosynthetic process. Lineage: Eukaryota; Metazoa; Chordata; Amphibia; Anura; Ranidae. Gene Ontology annotation, molecular function: pyridoxal phosphate binding; L-aspartate:2-oxoglutarate transaminase activity. Gene Ontology annotation, cellular component: cytosol. The transcript is spliced from 10 exons. Bases 367 to 1602 code for a protein of 411 amino acids. The record is from RefSeq and is a predicted model, not a curated record.
UCUGUUGCCAGCCAACAAGCAGGAAAAAGGAAACACUUUCUGCCUGGACAUAAGACUCUCUCUGUAGACACAAAGCCCAGGAUGCUGACGGGUGUCCACAGGCUAUGUGCACACAAUAGUCACGUGACCAGCAACCGUGUAAACCUGUCUGAUAGGUGAGCUUGUGGAAUGAUCUCCUACUAUUAUUAUAGAGCUGGGUGUAAAAGUGAGAAACAUGUCUGCGUUACCUCUCAUCUCUAGGAAAACAGAAGCUUUAGGAACGCGCUAGCAACUUCUCUGAUCAUGGACGUCAUGAAUGAAUAGUCUGAUUUUGGCAGCAGUGAAGCUGGUUUCUUACUGGUGCUUAGUAAAGCAGAGUGAAGCAAGAUGACAAGUCUGUCUGUGUUUAUUGAUGUUCCAAAAGCAUCUAAGUUAAGAGAUGAGCAACAGGAAGAAGAUUUUCUCAAGGACCGAGACCGGAGGAAGAUAUUUCUGGGGCAAAAAGUGUUUUUGUCUGAUGAUGGUCUGCCGUGGGUUCCUUUGCCAGUGAAGAAGGUAUAUUUGCAGAUACUCAAUGAUCCAACACGAAAUUAUGAAGAUUUGCCAGUAGGUGGAAAUCAAGAAUUUCUCAGAGGAGUGAUGGAACUGGCUUUGGGAAAGAACAACAAGGCUAUCCUGGAAAAUAGGGCUGGUGGGAUACAAACCCCAGGAAGCACAGGAGCUUUUAGGCUUGGCAUAGAAUUCCUCAGUCAGUGGUACAGCAUGAACCCAAAGAUGUCAGUCUGUAUUCCUCAUCCUGACUGUGAUGGGUACAAAGAAACAUUGGAAGCUGCAGGUAUAACAACCAUAUAUACUUAUCGGGUAUGGGACAGCAAACAAGGAAACCUAGCAAUAUCUGACAUGCUGGAUGAUCUGGAGACUUUUCCUGAUUAUUCCAUUAUUGUGCUUCCAAUAUCCUGUACUCCAACUGGAAUACAAUUCAACAAGAGUGAGUGGAAACAAAUCACAACUUUAUUGAAGAAAAAGAACAUCUUCCCAUUUUUCAACCUGAAAGGUCAAGGACUGUCCUCUGGAGAUGUAGACGCCGAUGCCUGGCCUCUGCGCCACUUUGUUUCAGAAGAUUUUGACCUGUUUUGUGCACAAUCAUUUUCAGCCACUUUUGGACUAUACGGUGAAAGUGUUGGGUGCCUGCUAGUGGUUAUGAGAAACAAUAGAGCUUUGAUCGGUGUUCGCUCCCAAUUGGAAUGUCUUGUGCUUAGAAAAUGGUCAUCACCACCAGCUACUGGAGCACGAGUGGUAGCAACAGUUCUUAAUAAUCCAACUCUUCAUGAAGAAUGGAAGGAAAACCUGAAAAUGGCAACAAAACGUCUUAUGGUUAUUAGAGAGAAAAUGCGGGAGAAGCUUAGACUUCUGGAGACUUUGAGAUCUUGGAAUCAAAUCACCCAGCAAUCUGGCCUAUUUACCUACUUUGGAUUAACUAAGGACAAAAUUGAUUUUCUGGCGAAGAGAAAUCAUAUUUACUUACCUGAAAAUGGACAAAUUAAUAUCUCGGGACUUAAUAUGAACAACAUACAUUAUGUCACGCAAUGUAUAAGUGAUGUGACUCUGAAUGACACAAGAUGAUGCAUUUUAAUAGCAUUUUUUUUGUACUGUUGACAUUUGAGACAAGACACUUUGUAUAGCUUUUUUUUACUUAUAGUGGAUGGAUUUCAUUUGUGUUAACAAUUAUUUGAAAAAAAAAUAUAUUUUGUAUGUGUGUGUGUGUAUAUAAUUAUUGUAAGUACAAUCUCGUAUAGCUUUUGAGUUGAUACAUUGACCAGGGGCACAGCUCCUGCUCCUAUGGUUGUCCUUCAGAUACAUAAAUAUUGUUAUGAAGAUAAUGAAUAUCUCCAACAAAGGGUUUUGUUAUCAUCAUAUACCAGAAAACAGAAUACAAUCAUCCACAUAGUUCACAAUUUUAUUGAAAAAGAGGCAUAUUAUUUCCCUGUUUAAUGUACUAAACCAAUCUUAAACCUAGUAUUUCCAUUUAUGGAUGGUAGUAAGGAAAAUGAGGGGAUACCAUCAACUAAUCCUACAAUCUUGUAUCAGGUAACUCUUUAGUUAACUGAAUGGUUAAAGUACCUAAAGCUAGCACUUUCUUUUAUUUUUAAUAGAUUAUGUAAUGCCUAAAACACCUGUAAUUUUUCCCCACACUUCAUAUUCUUUAUACAUAACAGGGAGUAAGAUAAAAAACACUUUAAAGUGAGGGAAAUGCCCCCAUAGACAGUUUUUUUUUAUUCUGAGACAAUUGUCCCCAUUGACAGAUUUCUCCUCUACUGCUGUUCAAAUUUUUGGAUCUUCACUUACUUUCAUUCCCUGUGACUGUGGUCACAAAAACGGAUACAUAGGCAGGUACAGUUGUUCUUAA